UUUUUGUCCCAAAAUACAGACACAAACCUGUUGCUCCCCAGCGUAGGAGUCAUAUAGAUAGCUUUGACAACACUGGGGGCAGCAGGGGUAAGUAUCUAGGAAACACACAGUUAGUAGACGCACCAACACCACUUCAACUGGAUCCCUCUGAAAGAUGAGAGGAGGGAGUAAGAGAAUACACACAUUGAGAGAAGUCCUCCAUGGAGCUUGAUGGGACUUUAAUGAGUCGCCGCCGAGGGGUCGUGCUGCAACAAGUCAUCCUUUAAAAAACCCUUUUGCAUCUUGGCUGAAACAUUGGCAUGGAACACCCAUCAGACCAUUUCAUUUUAAGGAAUCAGAGAACGAACUAAAGAAAGACUCCUGAGCUCCGUACCGACCACCCCAGUACUCAAAAGACUUGAAUCUCGGGUGGUUAGGGUCACUACCAUGGAUGAAGUCGCACAUGGUGCUCAGGAGGCAAUGGUGAGUGAGGCUCUUGUUGAGUUUAGGUCCACGUUGCAUUCAGCCGUGAGGGAGAUGCACGUGGACGUAAGUGCUUUCAAGCAGCGCAUAGAGCAGAAGAUCGAGGUGCUGAGCAUCUCCAACGGACCCCUGGCCGAGGCCGUGACCAGGCUGCAGGAGGAGAACCUGCAGCUCAGGGCCAAGCUGGAGGCCCUCGGCCGCCUGGUGGAGGGUCUCGCCGGGGUAAAGCUGGAGAGGAGUGCUGCUGAAGUGAAGGUGAAGGAAAGUGUAGAGAAUGGACAUGCAGAAGGAGAGCAGAGAGGUCUGGUUUACUCAGAGAGCAGCCAGUCUACAUCCACGUACUGUGAAACAUCAGGAUCAACUGGAGGAUCGAGCCAUGCUGCUGCUGCUGCUGCUGCUGCUGCUGCUGCUCCCUGCAACACCCCAGCUCCUCCUCCAUGGAGAGCAAAAAGACAUGCUGAAAGUAAUGGCGCUGAUGCAAAAGGAGAGAAGAAUGUUGCCACGACAGCACAAGAGAACGGGAACCCAGAAAGCCGCCACCUGACUCUCAGCACCAUCACGAAGUCAAGCACAGAGUCUUCUUCCAUAACUAACUCUCUUCAGUUGACCAUGGAAACCACCAACAUGCCUGACCAUGAAGAACCAGGUCUUCUGACCAAACCCCAUCAGCCCCUCACUGCAGUGAUGAGGCCCAGCUCCGAAGCUCCAACCAUCCCUCUGUCUGCUGCCUCAGCAGCCAGAGCAACAAGAGAAAAUCUAGUAAAACCAGUAGAGUCUGCUGCUAAAUGUGACGCUAAUGAACCCCGGCCCCAUCUCCCUGUCACUGCCAUGACAACCAAACCCAGUCCAGAAGGUCUGGUCGCCACCAAACCUGCCCAGUCUCCAGCAUCGGUGCCUAAAGCAGCCGGUCUUCCUACAGCGGAGGCUCCAACAGGUAUGGCUGGAACAAAGGAGCUGAUGUCCCAGGUAUCCCAGGUUUCCCAGGUAUCCCAGGUAUCCCAGGUUUCCAAGGUAUCCCAGGUUUCCCAGGUAUCCCAGGUAUCCCAGGAGCAGUCGGUCUCUGUAUCUCAGGGUUUGGUCCGUCAUUCUCAGACAGCGGUGACCAAAAGCAGCUCUGAGACUUCUGCUGUAACAGCUUCGUCCUCAAGUCUUUCAGCAUCACAGGACUCUACAUUAAAACCUGGAGACUACCCCUUUAAGAGAGUGCCGAUUCUCAAGACUCCCAGUCCCAGUCUGAAGAGAAGUGUGAGCUUUCCUCAGCCUGCAGAAAAAUUGCUUCCCUCCAAAUCAAUCAUAAAAUCUGGUUUCUCACCUAGUUUGGACAAGAAAGCGAACAAGGUCGGGGGCGUUGAGUUUAAAGAGGAUUUGAUGAAAUCACAAACGCUUUCACGCUCCAACGGGGCUCAGGCCAAGCGGGCUCUCUUUGAGAGGAUGAACUCUGAGCCUGUAAAACCAAAAGACUCCAAACCUAAACUGAAGCGCGCUCAGAGUUUUGGGGCGUCCAGCGCCAGCGGCAUAAAACAGAUUCUGCUGGAGUGGUGCCGCUCAAAAACCAUUGGCUAUCAGAACAUCGAUAUCCAGAACUUCUCGUCCAGCUGGAGUGACGGGAUGGCUUUCUGUGCUCUGGUUCACUCCUUCUUCCCUCUGGACUUUGAUUACAACACGCUGGACGCGACUAAGCGCAAACACAACCUGCAGCUGGCCUUCACCACCGCAGAGGAGCAGGCCGACUGCCUCCGUCUGAUCGAGGUGGAGGACAUGAUGGAGAUGGGUGACAAGCCAGACCCCAUGUGUGUGUUUACGUACGUCCAGUCGCUCUACAGCCACCUGAAGAAGUUUGAGUAACUCUGUAUCAGAGUAGAUUAUAAAGCUAAAGAGAUGUUAUUAACCACAGAACACUUUGAAUGAGCCCAAAACGGGCCUCUAAUAGGAAACCAUUGUUGUUUGAAUCACAGACUUUAGUGUUUGACAAAUGUUUUCAGUUUUAUACUGUAUGUGUGCAUUCACCAGUUUCCUUUAGAGUUUAUAGAGGACUGACACGGAUUCUUAAAUUCUUAUGACAUGUAUGGUGAUGUGUGUGUGUGGCUCUGAUGUAGCUGCGUUUACAAGAGGGAGGUUGGUUUUUAUGUAGUUCUCAAAUCAAAGAAGGGAAGAUUAAUAAUAGUUUGUAAUAGCUGCUGUUGAUCAAUCAGUGUUUGGCUACAAGAGUUAUGAACCAGCGCAGAGAUGCUCCAGUAAUAAUGAAUUGGAGUCUUGUCUGAGUCUUGCAACGUGGUGAAAUAAAGCAAUUUUAUAAUAUUU
Molecule: messenger RNA, 2763 nt
Organism: Sebastes umbrosus (honeycomb rockfish)
Lineage: Eukaryota; Metazoa; Chordata; Actinopteri; Perciformes; Sebastidae
Product: smoothelin-like protein 2
Exons: 13
Coding region: 427-2307 (626 amino acids)
Biological process (GO): actin cytoskeleton organization
Cellular component (GO): microtubule organizing center; filamentous actin
Molecular function (GO): protein binding
Source: RefSeq, a predicted model, not a curated record